This is a messenger RNA of Anoplopoma fimbria (sablefish), 11329 nucleotides long. RefSeq names its product serine/threonine-protein kinase WNK1-like. The record is from RefSeq and is a predicted model, not a curated record. Gene Ontology annotation, molecular function: ATP binding; chloride channel inhibitor activity; protein serine/threonine kinase activity. NCBI's taxonomy places the organism in Eukaryota, Metazoa, Chordata, Actinopteri, Perciformes, Anoplopomatidae. Gene Ontology annotation, cellular component: cytosol; cytoplasm. Gene Ontology annotation, biological process: protein phosphorylation; intracellular signal transduction; positive regulation of sodium ion transmembrane transporter activity.
UCAUUCAUCUGAGGCUGGAGAGCUUUUCAUUUGAAAAAGAAGCUUGCUAGUAGAGAUUUGUGACCGCAUUAACACAAAAAAGUCCUUAUUUAUACGUACAGAAUUCCUGUUUGGUUGUCUGAGCCUCGAGUAAGAAUGUCUGAAAGCACUAGCAGCAGCACAGAGGUGAAAUUCAUUGCCCCGGCACCCCCUCCCCCUGCCUCCCCCUGUCCAUCACCCCAGACCCCCCAUAAGAAUGUGAACGGCUCUUCCAGUUCAGACUUGCUCGAGGUGGAGAAGCUCAGUGUACACCCCGAGGUCCAACGUCGGCGCCACACCAUGGAUAGAGACUCCAAAAUAGCCGAGCACCGGUUCUUCCGCCGAAGUGUCAUAUGUGACUCCAACGCCACAGCUUUGGACCUGCCCAGCAAAGCCGCCGUGAUACUCACCUCACCACCAGACUGUGAAGGGACUUCCACCUUCUUCCUUCUGCAGCCCUCAGAUCCUGGACCCGGGGCACAAGACGCUGAAGGCGGGGAGGUCCCAAGAAGUCCCAAUGUGCAAAGCUCGACCCUUCAGCUUGGUCUUGGGCUCUGUGGGGCAGUUGUGGAGGGGCACAUAGAAAAUGCUGAGGAAGAUUUAGGUGAGGGCGGUAUCACGAUUGCUGUUCCCACCAUUAGUAGCGUUGCUCCAGAACAGAGUGCAGAUGGGGUGAUAAAAGAGCCGACCCCGACAGUAUUGGAUGUUACCAACAAACCAGAAGGCAAACCGCCUGACGCCAUAUUGCGUCCCAGAGGUACAGUGGACCCGCUACAGGCGGCAAAGGACGGAAAAGUGAUAGAGCAAGCGGAUGGGGGUGGCGUUAGUAGUCCUACAGAGGAGAAGGAUAAGGAGACGGAGGAGGAGAAGGAGCUGGCCAAAGCACGGGCGGAGCAGAGGGAGGCCGAGAAACGAGUGCAAGAGGAUAUAGAGGAGGUGGAGACAAAAGCAGUGGGGACUUCACCAGACGGGCGGUUUCUGAAAUUUGACAUCGAGAUUGGAAGAGGGUCCUUUAAGACCGUGUACAAGGGACUGGAUACAGAGACUACAGUGGAAGUGGCAUGGUGCGAGCUCCAGGAUCGCAAGCUGUCCAAGUCUGAGCGCCAGCGCUUUAAAGAGGAGGCCGGGAUGUUGAAGGGUCUCCAGCAUCCUAACAUUGUCCGCUUCUAUGACUCCUGGGAGGGACCAUGCAAAGGAAAGAAAUGUAUUGUUCUGGUCACGGAGCUCAUGACAUCUGGCACACUUAAAACCUACCUGAAGCGCUUCAAGGUGAUGAAAAUCAAGGUCCUGCGUUCGUGGUGUAGGCAGAUCCUCAAAGGCCUUCACUUCCUGCACACCAGAGCGCCGCCCAUCAUCCACAGGGAUCUGAAAUGCGACAACAUCUUCAUCACGGGGCCCACGGGCUCGGUGAAGAUCGGGGACUUGGGCUUAGCCACGCUAAAGAGGGCUUCCUUCGCCAAGAGUGUCAUAGGAACCCCAGAGUUUAUGGCUCCAGAGAUGUAUGAGGAGAAGUACGAUGAAUCCGUAGACGUCUACGCCUUCGGGAUGUGCAUGCUGGAGAUGGCUACCUCAGAGUACCCUUACUCUGAAUGUCAGAACGCUGCCCAGAUCUACAGGCGGGUCACUAGUGGCGUGAAGCCGGGCAGUUUUGACAAGGUAGCCAUUCCUGAGGUGAAGGAAAUCAUAGAGGGCUGCAUCAGAACAAACAAGGAUGAGAGGUAUGCUAUAAAGAUCCUGUUGAACCAUGCGUUCUUCCAGGAGGACACGGGCGUCAGGGUUGAACUGGCAGAAGAGGAUGAUGGGGAAAUGAUUGCCAUCAAACUUUGGCUCAGGAUAGAAGAUGUGAAGAAGCUCAAAGGCAAAUACAAAGACAACGAAGCCAUCGAGUUCUCUUUUGACCUGAUCAAGGACGUCCCUGAAGAUGUGGCCCAGGAAAUGGUUGAGUCUGGCUACGUUGCUGAGGGUGACCAUAAGACCAUGGCCAAGGCUAUCAAGGACCGGGUGUCUCUGAUCCGCCGGAAGAGAGAACAGAGGCAGCUGGUACGAGAAGAACAGGAGAAGAGAAGACUUGAGACUGAACAACAACAACAACAACAGCUGCAGCAGCAGCAACAACAACAACAACAACAGCAGCAGCAACAACAACAACAACAACAACAACAGCAGCAGCAACAACAGCAACAACAACAACAGCAGCAACAACAACAGCAGCAACAACAACACCAACAGCAACAGCAGCAACAACAGCAAGAGACCCUUAAACUUUCUCACACACAGGUAGAAGCAGAGGAGACUGAAGUGGAGCUACAGCAACAGCAGCUUCACUAUCAGCAGACAGGCAUCUCACACACAUCUGAAGGAGGUCUGGACAGCGGCCAGGGCUCCUCGGUUUUCUCCUCAGACUCCCCCCACCUGGGUCAGCUGACCAUGUCUUACAACUGCUCCCCCUCCUCACCCCCUUCCCAGCCCCAAACCCCUUACCCCUCCACCCCUUCUGCUAACCCGCAGCAGCACCCAGGCUACGCCCAGCCGCCGCAGCCCAUGCCCGCGUUGCGCCGUCGUCGAAGUCGUAGCAUGUCUUUUUGUCCCCCCUCCUCCUACUCCUUUUCCCACGCUCCUCCGCCCAUGGCCGUUCCUCCGAAGCAGCCCUCCACCCCUCCUCCAGACCUGUCCUCCUCAUCCUCCUACACCACCACCUCCCCCUGCAUGCCUCUCGCAGCUGACUCGUUCGCUGGGCGCCUCUCCAAGGCCCUGGAGACGGUCCUCCCCCUCCACUCGGCCUCCUCUCUGCCCAGGGUUAGGCAGCGGAGGGCCAGCCUACCUGCUCUGUUCUCCACCCCUCAGCAUUCAAUGCCGCACCCAUACAGUGGAGGAGGAAGUACAGGAGGAGGAGUGGGAGGGAGCAUCCCCCUACAAACUCUCCCAGACCCCCCUACUAUUUUCUUCCCAUCUAUCCCUGAGCGCCCCAUUUCCUUCUCGCCUCCGCCCACUGGGCCUCCUAAGGCCUACAACACCCAGAGACGCAAGAGCACGUCCAUUCUCGAGGCACAUACCCGACACUUCCAGCCUGCCUACCCCCGCUAUGGGAGCAGCCUGCAUCCGUUUCCUGGGAUGGAGGGCGUUGAGCCCUCUCUCUAUAUGGUAAAUCCCGGUUUUGCAGCAGCUGCUCAGAGACUUGGUGUCUGUGAGCCGCUGCAUCUCCAAGGACAAUCUGACCCAAGUUUAUACGGCUAUAAAGACAUGAGAGCAGAGCACGAAGAAGUAGUGCGGAGAUUAAGUCUAAAUCAAGCUGCCUUAUUGGACCAUUAUGAAGCCAUGGCAUAUGGAGGUUACCCAAUGACUGCACACCAGCUUGGCCACUUGAGUUUUCAUCAGCAGAGGCAAGCAGCAGCUGCAGCCGCUAGUUUUGGUUUCGAUCCUGUUCCUCCACCUCAACCAGGGUUCCUGCACGCACACCUCAUGCAAAGAAUGAGUGCACACAGCCCAAUCCCCCAACCUUUACCCCCCAUGAGCGGGCUCACUGUCUGCUCUUCUUCAUCGUCUGAUGGAUGCUAUCCUCCACCACAGCAUGCCUCCUCGUCAGCUUACCCGAUUUCUGCACCUCCAGUAAUGGCUGAAUCCCCAGCGCCAACUGGAAGUGUGUUUGAAUUCCAUUUAGCUGCAGCCGCCGCUGCAGCUGCUGCCGGAGACCCAAGCCUCCUGGCUUCCAGACUUUACCGGGCCAGAAGGAGCUCCAUGGACCUCCCUCUGGAGGACAACACUGGAACUGGAUCAGGUGGUUCAGGCACGUACAGCCGCCUUCAGCCGGUGACCGAAGAGCUGUACGCAUAUCUCAGUCCCGAGCUCCCCUUACCUCCGGGAAGUCUUCUUCUCCACCACAUAGGUGUAGCUACAAAAGACAGAAGCCCUGAACCUUCUAGUGACUCUAUGGCCUCCUCUGAUGCCGGGGAGUUCCAGUCACCUCCUCCCCCUCCUAUCCUCCCUCCCUUCGACUCCUCCGCCGCUCAGUCCAUCCCUCACGCAUCCUCCGCUGCACUCUACGAUUCAUCCGGAGGAGUGUUCCCCAUAGACCCCCAGGGACAUCCACCCUCCAUGCAGAGCUUCCUCCCCGCCACUCCGUCCAAUGAGCCUGGGGGAGCGUCAUCAAUCCAGCUGGAGUCUCUGAUCCAGAGUGCCUGGGCUCGGCAUGGAGGGGUGAUACCAGCCCAACCCGAUAUGACAUACCAUGAGUCAUUGCUGGCCAUGCAGGCCGCUAACCCCACUCUGCAACAGGUUCAGACUCCCACCCCCCAGUCCGCUACGGGACCCCCUCUGGUCCCUGUCACCACCCACCCAGCUCCUCCUGGGACCCCCCAACAGGUUGUUUCAUCCAGUCACAGUAUUACAUCAGUUCAGAGCCCCACACACACAUCUCUGUCGCAGGCGUCUUCACAGCCCAGUGUAACUCCAUCUUCCGUUUCCUUGGCGACCCAGCCCUCUGCGUCGCAGUCCCUCCCUGUUCCCAUGCCGACAGCGGUCGUGGCUUCCCCUCCCUCUCCUCUGCCACUCCGUGUUGGGGUGGCUCCUACCAUUGUUUCCCCUCCUCCUCCUCCUCCUCCUCCUUCUUCUCCUGUGCCUCAGCCGUUGGCCACGCUGGUGCCAAUCAUCAGUGUGGUCACCGCCCCACCUGAUACUCCCAUGGAAGCCCCGCCCCAGUCGGCCUCUCAGUCUUCAGAGCUGUCUCAGUCCCAACUACAGCCACCUCAAGUUCUCUCAUCUAUAGAGAGUGGGCAUUCUGAGACUUCAGGUUUGAGCGACGGCAACGAAGGAGGAGGAGGUCGCCAUGAAGGGCGCUCCACUAAGCGACAUCAGCGGCGCUCUGUGCGAAGCCGAUCACGCCAUGAGAAGAUCUCCAAGGCGAAACUCAAUGUCCUCAAUAUCUCCAACCGAGGAGACCGGGUGGCAGAGUGUCAGCUGGAGACCCACAAUAGGAAGAUGGUGACUUUCAGAUUUGACCUGGAUGGAGACAACCCUGAAGAGAUCGCCCAGAUCAUGGUCCAGAGCGAGUUCAUCCUGGAGAGUGAGAGGGAGUCAUUCAUUGAGCAGGUUCGAGAGGUGAUAGAGAACGCAGAUGAGAAGGGUCUGGAGAGAGACACAAACAGCCAGAUAACAGGUGAUAUGGCGCAGCAGAUUCCUGCUAUAUCUGUCCCCAUGCCAGACAUCACUCCCAGUGCAACAGCUCAAGUGGUCCAUUCAGCAGGUCGGAGGUUCAUCGUCAGCCCCGUACCUGAAGCCAGGCUGAAGGAACAAAUGUUUCCCACGUCUCCUUCUCCUGCCCGUGCACCUACUGUUGAAAUAGUUCCUCCAAGAUCCGCUCCAUCUCAGACUCCGGCCCAAGGAGUGGGAUUGUCCCAGUCUGCCGGAGCAGUCAGCUUACAACAAGCCUUCUCCGAGCUCAGACAGUACCAGCUGGACGCUGGUCCCAGUACCGCCCCAGCUUUAAUCCACUCCACCCAUCCUCUCCUGCAGGCCGCAGCAGCCUCUGUCCCUUCACAGGCUAGCACAGUCACUCCUACAGUGGAUGCUACGGCGGGACUCGUCCCUUCUGAUUUGAACCAGGAGCAGGCAUCGGACGCCUCUCUUCCUCCCCCUUCCUCCUCCUCCUCCUCCUCCACCCCCUCCUCUAAGCCCGCUGUCUGUCUCAGCCCCCCUUGUUCCUCCUCCCCUCCUCCUACUGUGGUGAAUCAGUCCAUCCUUCAGUCACAGGUACCACCACAGCCUGGGAUACAGGCUGCGUCCCAACCCCAAGGACAGGUGCCGGUCCCGGGCCAAGCACAAAUCCAGCCCCAGGUUUUCCCCCAGCCUCAGUCUCAAACUGUCCCUGCUGUCAUUGCUACUUCGGUACCCUCCACUUUACCACCUGCCAGCAUCUCCAGCAUCCCGCCAACAAUGCUCACCUCCCCUCCUCCCGCCCAGAUUAUUCCUCACGUAUCCUCCCCUCCCUCCUCCACUCUUCCACCGAGUGAAGUCUCCUCCGAUCAUCCGUCAGUGUCUCCCCCUGCCUCCUCUACUCCUUCCCUCUCCUCCUCUGUCAUCCCCACCACUGUCAUCCCUGGCCCCCAGCUCGCUCCCUCUGCUGCCAUCCACCACAUCCACACUCCGCCCUCCUCUUCCUCCGCUGUUGGUGUUCCCUCAGUCCAACCCACCUUGGUCCACACCCAACCGCAGACGGCAGCGCUGCCCGGGCAGACGCACACACACUGUGGGGAAUGCGAUGCAAGGUGUGAGGCAUUCACUGAGUCCCAAGGCAAACCGGACGACAUCCAAUCUCUGGAGAAGAAGCUGCGGUCUCUCUUCAUGGAUCUCGGUGGAGGGGUGCCAUCCUCCCAGGGAGACAUCUUAGCUGCUGACCCUGCCUCUGGAGUCCCUGUGGCAGGGACCUCUUCCCCAAUAGGCCCCUGCUCUACCUCCAGCCCGUCUGUCACCACACCCGGCUCCAGUCAGCCAGCCAAUCCUCCUCAGCCCCCCUCCAGCCUGUCACUUGUGUCACCUCUUCCCAUCCAGGGCCCUGGAACACCUAUCUCCACCCCUGCACCGAUUGUUUCUACAGUCAUCCCUGCUUCAUCCUUUGGCCAGACCACUCCAUCCAAACCCUCUUUAUCCAGGGCACCGGCCAGUUCUCCUCCUUCAGAACUCCUGCCAUCCUUCCCUGGACCUUGUCUAAUACAGUCCCAGCAGCCUCUGGAAGACCUGGAUGCUCAGUUGAGGAGAGCACUGAGCCCAGAGACCGUUCCUGUCAGCACACACACCCAGGCGUCUCACAGUGGCAUACCUUCAGCGGGACUACCAAUUCCUUUCUCUCUGGAGGAAGCAAAUGGAUCAUUUCCUGGUCCUCCUCAUCCUUCAGCUGGAAUCAAACUGGGAAGAUUUCAGGUCUCGUUGGCUACUGAAGCUCCUCCUCCUGUCCAACGACCAGCAUGCACUGAAUCUUCCUCCACCUCCUCCUCCUCCUCGUCUUCUUCCUCGUCGUCCUCCUCCAGUCUCUCCAGCCCGGAGAAUACACUGCACAAGGAUUCCUCGUCCCCUCUGAGAGGGGGAGGAGGACAAGGAGGAGAUGUCGUGGACGGACUCCCCCAACGCACUCUGGGAGGGUCACACCAGCCCUCCCCCCUCACCUCACCCUGCCACUCUCCUAAGCCCACCACUACCAUCGGACGCUUCCAGGUUACCACCAACCCAGAGGCCCGUGUUGGUAGAUUCUCAGUCAGUCGUGCCCAGGAGCAGAGCCUCGAAUCCAGGCAGACGCCUCCACCCGCUGCCCAGGCUGCUAAUGGACCCAGUAAUCCCGAGCAGGUUUUGAGUCCAGACUCUCCUCAUAAAGCCUCGCUGCCCAGUCUGAACAACAACUCCUUUAAUAACUCCUACAUCAGCAGUGACAACGACUCCGAAUUUGAGGAUGAAGACUUCAAACUGGAAGUCAGCCACCUCAGAGAAAAGCACAUGCGUGAGAUUCAGGCCCUGCACUGCCGCCAGAAGGAGGAAAUAGACAGUCUCUUCACCAGGCUGGGAAAGGUCCCUCCAGCUGCAGUGCUGCCUCCAGUUUUAGGCUUGACUGGCAGGAGGAGACGUCCUACCAAAAGCAAAUCCUCCAAGUCCUCCAGAACCAGCUCCAUGCACAGCAGCAAGAGUCCAUUACAGCCAGGCAGCACUUUAUCCGCCCAGAGCGUCCCCACCAUGUACCCCGGCCAGCUGGCUCUGUUAGCCCCCGGAGGAUUAGCCGAUUCGUGCAGCAGUACUGUGCUCCAGCCACUCAAACCCUCUGCCUCCAGCAACAACCUGUGUUCGGCCUACACCAGCGAUGCGGCACUCUCUGUGCCCAGCCUGUGCGCUCCCGACCCAGGCUGUGUAAAGUUCAGCUGGGGUUCGGAGCGUUUGGCCUUCAAGCCUGGCGGCAGGAGGACGCGCUUUCUGAGUACGCCCUGCUUGGCUCUUUGGAAGAUGGUGAAAAAAGUCUGCCCCUGCAACCAGCUCUGUAGGACUAACAGCACCAAUGCAGUGAGCGGUUCAGGUGGUUUGGGUCAGAGCCAGGGGGGUUCUCAGUGUCUGCCCCCCAACAUGUCAGCCCCCCAUCAGAGGAAAGGAACCUUCACCGAUGACCUCCAUAAACUGGUGGACAACUGGGCCAGAGAUGCCAUGAACCUCUCACAGGGGAAGAGGAGUGCCAAACAGCUGCAGCAGGCCCCAGCACAGGGACAUAGCUACGAGGUGAUCCAGUCAGCCAGUCUGGGCAGGAAGUACUCUGCUCCCAGCCAGCUGUGUCCCAGCAGCAUUGGAGGUUCGGCCCACCUCCCUACAAACUCCACCAACGCUACCUCUCUGAACACCCGCAAGGGCUCCCUGUGCCACCCCCCGGCCUCCUCCGCCCCAACUCAACCCCAACCUCCCCAGUUCAUCAACUACACCCCCACCUCCGCCUACAGUGCACAGUGGGCGGGUCCGACUCACAGCCUGUCAAACCCACACCAGGCCCCAUCACAGCCCGGGCCUCUACUGGUCAGCACCUCCCAGCCGCUGGGCCCCUACCCGACCACGGUUGGUGGACAGGGCCAGAUUCCCGGGCAGGGGCCGCUCCAGGCUUUCCAUCUGACCAACUCUCUCCAGAAGUCGGUCAGCAACCCAGGAGGACCCAACAUGAGGACCACGUAGGACUUGGGGAAGAGGGCUGGUUUGAACUACUGCCCGACUGGACCGGACUGGUGUGGAACAGGGUGUUAUGGGCUUGAUCGGCUGGAGAGGAGGAAAGAACUGGAGGAGCGUGGAGAGAGAGAGAAGAGUUUGAAGGGACAGAAGCUGACCUGUUCACGAAUAGAAAAGAAAAAAAAAAGGACAUGAGGAGGAGGGAAGAAAUCAGGAGUGCGAUGAGGCCAACGUUUGUGUGAUGCGUCUCACCUCUGCAUCCAACCAUGUGUGUGUGUGUGUGUGAGAGAAGCUGUCACAGACACAAAUGCAGUCACACAAUCUCCCUUUGUGCUGUGCUGGACUGUAGGUUUGUGACAGACAGCCAAAUGCUCAAGGAUAAAGGAAAAAGACUCAUGAGUGCAAUGUUAAAAGGCCAAAGAGAUUCUGACAGGGUGCGGGAUUGGCGUUAAUUACUGUUGGUGUGUGAGGUGUUUUGUAUGCGCAAUCAUGGCUCUGUCAUACUUGUUCCAUUUCAUAUUGAGUAUUGAGAUAAUAUCAAGAUCUUAAAGACAAUACUAACAUGCAACAAUGCAGUUUUUCCCAAAUUGAAAUACAGAAAAGACAUUGGCUCUCUAUAAAGAGGUAACUGGUGGAUGCAGAGGGGAGCAUGGCCGGCCAUCGCAUUAAGGUCUUAGUUCUCAGUGUCAACAUAAAACGAUGCACAAGAGGCUCCAUCACUCUGAAGUUAAGCACUGGCAGGGUUUCUGCUUAAAAAGGAAGGGUGCACAUAGCAGCAGGUAAAAGCUUUAAUAUCAGGUGAGAGCCGAAUGGAGAGAUGUUCAGGGUGUUUAGGAAGUGUUUUUUCUUCAGUAUUCAGAAUUUGGAAAUUUUCCUCAAUUCAAAGCACAAAAGAAAAUCAAGAACAAAUCAAACACACAUUGAGAAUUGAAACGCCUCAAACUGAGCCUGGUUUACAGUCGAUACAGUCCAGCACUUGUUGGUGUUUGACUCGUCAGCUGGAGGAAAGAAAAUCGUGAUAGCUACUCCUCUGUUACCUUCUGUGUCUUGUUCCUCCCUUGUUCUGACAAACCAUUCAAACAGACGGAGAGAGAUGGAGGGGAAAAAAGGUGGAUGAAGAGGGAGAGCAGCGAGAGGGUGUUUGCAUUAAAUACCAGUCAAACAAUCUGUUUCCCAGUUCACUGCUUACUAUAGGAGCACACUGGCUGUGUGCAACGUGAGUAUUGAUGAACGCGAUGCCUCUGCACAUCAAACACCUCUUCACCAUCACGACUCCACCUCUCCCUCCAUCCCUCUCUCCGCCUCUCUGUUGCCAUUUGAAGCAAUAACAGCAGAAACCUUUUAGAGAAGAAAAAAAAAGCAGCCCAAACACGAGAGAACUCAGCGUGAAAAAGUGGCCUUGUUAACAGAAUAAUAUCAGAGUCCCUGUACAGUUGGUGUCUCUGUUUAUUUUUUAGAAUGUCAGCCAUGAUGAUUCCAUUUUGUUGUUUUUAUUUUGGUUUUGUUCAGUUGGGAUUGUUCUGCUUGCUGCCCCCGGCUAGCAAACUGAUACACACACACACACACACACACACACACACACACACACACACACACACACACACACACACACACACACACACACACACACACACACACACACACACACACACACACACACACACACACACACACACAAUGCAUGAGACAUUCACAUAAAUACAAACACAGACUUAUGUAAAUACACACACAUUGUUGGAGGCGUAGCAUCCAUUUAACAGACACAUUCACAGACUAAUGCCUCAGUUCUUUGUGUCAUCAUUAGGGUGUUUUCAACAUUUGUGUUGAAAUGAUUGCAAUGUAAAUUGUUGUUAAUGAUAAUUAUUCUAUUUAAAAAGAAACAAAAACGUGUUCUGUUGAUGGACCUGUUAUUCGCGCACAUCGGUGUACGAUGUGGAAACACUGUGAUUAUUGUUGUUUAUUAUUAGGAAAAUGUUGUUGGACAACAUUAGUUUAGGGUGAAAUAUCACAAAUUUAAAAAGAAAUAAAAAAAAAGCAUACAGAGAACGGUUCGGGGUCCUUUCACUUUCAAUUCACUGCUUUCAGCAAAUGGAUUCUUAUCAAAAUGUGAAAAUUGAGAAUAACUCUUUUCAAUAAUCGUCCCCACAUUCAGUGACUGAGGACACGCUCUAAACAAAUGCCUUACAGACAACUAACCAACCGCAGUUUCAGUUCCUUGUUCAGAACUGAUUGAAUUGAAAGUCGAAACUGACCUCCAAGCCUGAUUUAUAAGUGAACGGCAGGAUAGUUGAUAUUUAGAUAAUAAAGUAAUGCUAGCUAUUUUUUUUUCUUAAUACAGUACUUAUAUAUCAGACACUUUAAAUAGCCCUCCUCUUCCCUUUCUUCCCUGUUUUUUGUUAGAUGAAUGUGAAUGUAUAAACCAAUGGUGUCCAUUUUUAUGUACUUGAAAACAAACAAAAAAAGAAGUCUGUCUUUUAUUUUUUGCUCUCUUUCACUUCCCCUGACCCUCCUCUAGAGCCUCCGGUGAAUACUGGAGGAACUUACUAGUGCCUUGCAUCCUUCCUGUUGCUCGUUUCUUUUGGGGGUUGAGGACUUGGGUUAAAGUAAGCACACUUGACAGCACGUGUGGAGCGUU